Messenger RNA from Manihot esculenta (cassava), 1966 nucleotides. RefSeq names its product pectinesterase/pectinesterase inhibitor PPE8B. Gene Ontology annotation, molecular function: pectinesterase inhibitor activity; pectinesterase activity. Bases 179 to 1837 code for a protein of 552 amino acids. The transcript is spliced from 3 exons. Gene Ontology annotation, biological process: cell wall modification. NCBI's taxonomy places the organism in Eukaryota, Viridiplantae, Streptophyta, Magnoliopsida, Malpighiales, Euphorbiaceae. The record is from RefSeq and is a predicted model, not a curated record.
ACACAAUCCCAAGAUGCCCUCUGCCCAAUUACCUCUCGAGCAUACAGAAUCCUUCUAAUCUAUGGCGAACACCGACAACAGACCUUACCAAACCCAUUAAGGAUUCGACUCAUGUCACCAUUUUCCUUCUUAAAUACCCCACUUGCCCAUCUAACAUCUGCAUCUUCCCUCGCCUUGAAUGUUGCACUUUCAUGCACCUUCUUUCGCCAUAACAAGCCUGCCUCAGUCCCACUGCUCCUCAUUGCACUACUCUGCAUUUCACAGAAUGUCAAGAUUUUCUGUUCCUUUACUCUUUGUUUUCUUGUUGCUAGUCUUGAUUGUGGGUUCUGUUCCUUGUGAUGCCUCGUCUAGAAGUAGGAGUGAUUAUUUGCAGAAUGAGUGCUUGAAAGUUCCCAUUUCUGAAUUCGUGGGCUCUGCGAGAACCACUAUUGUUUUGAUACGAAAUGUAGCCUCUACCAUCUCAAAAUUUGGUAAUUUCUUAGGAAACUUUCGCCUCACCAACGCUAUAGCUGAUUGUCUUGACUUGCUGGACUUCUCUGCUGAUGAGUUGAGCUGGUCCAUGUCUGCCUCACAGAAUCCCAAGGGUAAGCACAACAGCACUGGUGAUCUGAGUUCUGAUUUAAGGACAUGGUUGAGUGCUGCACUUGUUAAUCAGGACACAUGCAUUGAUGGAUUUGAAGGAACUAGUAGCAUCCUCAAAAACCUAGUGGCAGGUGGUCUUAACAAGAUCACUUCAUCAGUCCAACAGCUCCUAAGCAAGGUGGACUCAAAACCCAAUUCCAAGGCUAAUGGAGUUGCCCUCACAGGCAGAAAAACUAGUCAAAAUCACAAAUUCCCCUCAUGGGUUCAGCAUAGGGACCGUAAAUUGCUAGUGAUUAAUGGAGUGACCCCUGAUGCUAUAGUAGCAGCAGAUGGGACUGGAAACUUUACUAAGAUAAUGGAUGCAGUAUCAGCAGCACCUGAUUAUAGCAUGGGUCGCUAUAUCAUAUAUAUAAAGAAGGGUUUCUAUAAUGAAUAUGUAGAUAUCAAGAAGAAGAAAUGGAACCUAAUGAUGGUGGGUGAUGGAAUGGGUGUCACAGUAAUAUCUGGCAACAGGAGUUUCAUUGAUGGCUGGACCACUUUUCGAUCAGCAACCUUUGCGGUUAGUGGGAGAGGAUUCAUAGCUCGAGACAUAACAUUUGAGAACACUGCAGGUGCUGCAAAGCAUCAAGCAGUGGCUCUCCGAUCUGAUUCUGAUCUAUCAGUCUUCUAUAGAUGUGAAAUCAAGGGAUAUCAAGACACACUCUACACUCACACAAUGCGACAAUUCUACAGAGAAUGUCGUAUUAGUGGGACUGUAGACUUCAUCUUUGGUGAUGCAACUGCUGUCUUCCAAAACUGCCAGAUUCUAGCCAAGAAAGGCCUACCAAGCCAAAAGAACACUAUAACAGCUCAAGGCCGCAAGGACCCAAAUCAACCAACAGGAUACUCCAUCCAAUUUUGCAAUAUCUCAGCAGAUAUUGAUCUCUUGCCUGUCACCAGUUCCACAUACACAUACCUUGGCAGGCCCUGGAAAAAUUUUUCAAGAACUGUGGUUAUGCAGUCCUAUAUGAGUGAUGCUAUCAGGCCAGAGGGAUGGCUCGAGUGGAACGGUGACCAGUUUUUGGACACUCUGUACUAUGGUGAGUAUUCCAACUAUGGUCCAGGAGCUGGGCUAGCUAACAGAGUCAGAUGGCCUGGGUAUCAUAUUUUGAAUACUUCCAAUGAGGCUAGCAAUUACACAGUUGCUGUGUUCAUUGAAGGAAACUUGUGGUUGCCAUCAACUGGAGUGAAAUACACUGCAGGCCUGGAGGUCUAAUGAAUGGUGUAUUCUUAGUUUCAGCUAUAUUUUUUUUUUUCUAUUUUUAGAUAAAAGGUUUGUGUUCUGUUUUUUGAUAUAUAUUCUUUUUUCUGUUUUUAUAUAUAUAUAUAUUUUUCUAUUAUAGAA